UUGCACGCCCCCCCCCCCCGCCGGCGCCUGCGCGAGAGGCCGUUACCAUGGAAACCUCCUAGUGCGGCAGGGAAAGACUCCACGGUUUCAAGAUGGCGCAGGACCUGGAUGAGCUCUUGGAUGAGAUCGAGGCCAAGCUUUGCAGACCCGACCCGCUGAAGCUGGGCAAGGCCGAGCAGUCCCGGGGCGGCGACCUCCUCGGCCGCGAGCGGCAGCGAGCUGAGAUGAUGGAGAAUCUCAGAUCAACAGAGACAAUUAAAAAAGAAGAUGAUAUUGACAGUCUUAUCAAUGAAAUAUUUGAAGAAACCAACUUUGACCAAAAACCCUUGAAAUUAACGGCUAAAUCUUCAGUUAACACACCUAUCAGAGCCUCCAUUGAAGGCCAUGGUAAAAGUUGCAGUCCAGUAUAUCUUGGUGGAACCACUGCUCCAUGUGGAGUUGGAACAAAUACUACACAGAGAGUGUGUAACAAUCUGCGUUGUAUAGCCUGUGAUUUCUUGGUUGUAACUUAUGAUGAUUAUAUUUGGGAUAAAUCAUGCGACUACCUAUUUUUCAGGAACAAUAUGCCGGAAUCCCGCAAAUUAAAAACAAAGCUGAUGAAGCAGAAAGGAGCACGGGCAUAUGCCUGUCAGUGUAGCUGGAGGAAUAUUGAAGAAGUGACUCCUCUUCAGAGUGAUCGCCAGCUUCGUUGGGUUUGUGGUAAACACUAAGAAUUCAAACUUUACACUCCCGACAAAUGCAUCCAUGAUGCAGUCACUUUUAAUCAUCAUCAUACUUCAAGAUACACCACAGUAUACUGGGAAAAGGCAAGAAACUUUAUUUAAUGACUGUAUAGCCUCAAAGACCAAUAGCCAUGGGAAGGCAAUGUACUUUAACAUUUUGCAAUUUCUGCUUUUUGAUACAUGGGCUUUUCACAUGACAAGCUAUCUAAAUUCCCUCUCUUUUUUUUUCUUUCUUUUUUUUUUUUUUUACUAAUUUAUCCCCGUUAAAUGGAAGUUUAAUUUGGUGUUUCAUAAAUAAUCAAUUACAGUAUUACUGGUUGUUAAUACACUUGGCACAAACGUUUGUAGCACUUAAAAGCUUGCCAGUGCAGAGAGAUCAUUGGGCGAUGUGUCUGUCACCUUCUCUAGCUAGAUUUGUUGUUGCCCCAGUUCAUAAUUUAGACAUGGGGGAGUUGGGCGGUAGCGCAGCAGGUUAAGCACACAUGACACAAAGUGCAAGGACCAGCAUCAGGAUCCCGGUUCAAGCCCCCAGCUCCUCACCUGGAGGGGAGUCGCUUCACAAGCGGUGAAGCAGGUCUGCAGGUGUUUAUCUUUCUCUCUCUUCUGUCUUCCCCUCCUCUCUCCAUUUCUCUCUGUCCUAUCUAACAAUGACGACAUCAAUAACAACAAUAAUAACUACAACAAUAAAACAACAAGGGCAAAAAAAGGGAAAAAUAGAUAAAUAAAAUAUAUUAAAAAAAGAAUUUAGGCAUGGCAGAAGCAUCUCAUCAAUAGCUAGUUGAAGGGUUUCAGGAGUACAGGCGUGUUACGAAAACACAGCCUACACUGGAUCUUACCCUCACACUGAUUCAAAGCAUCACUAUAUACAGUCAUAUACUUACAGUUUUCAGUUGAUUCUCCUUUUGUCCAUUUAGGUAUCAAAAGCUUAGUUCUCUGCCACCCAGAAAGUGGCACAAUGGGGAAAAGAAAAAAAAAUAGCCUGCUAUUUUAACAAGUAUCCACUUGUACAUAAUUUUUCUUUGAUGUACCUAAAGCACAAAGAAAAAAAUCUAUUACAUACAGUUUAUUAUUAGACUUUCAACUUUUUUUAGCCUUUUAAUAAUGCCUUUAACUUCACUGGAUGAAGCAGACAGCAAGAUUUUUUUUUUUUCAAUCAGCCUGUUGAUUUUUCUGAUAGUAUCAGAUUAAUAUACUGUCUACUAGAUUAGUGCAUGAAAAGAAAAGGUUUGGCUGAACUCUGUUGGCUCCUCCCCGACAUCACUGAAACUUGAGGAAUCCUGGAGUUGCAGCACGUUCAGGAACUUAGUUAUGUCAGAAUUAACUAGCCCCAUCAUAAUAAAUCUGGGAAGCUUCCAAUCUGCCAAAAGCACUGCCACAUGGUAAAGUUAGUAAAUAGCUCAAAUGUGUGAUACCAGACAUACCACAAGGGAGUAGUUGAAGCACAGUCAUGAUGUCUUGUUAACCUUAUACUGAAUCUUAUCUACUCAUCAUAUUUAAGCAGGGAAGAAAGAAAAGGUUUGUAUCCCAGACCUGGUAUAUCUGCCUAUAUGUAUAGCAUAUUCUAAUAAAUUUAACAUUGCAACUGAACACAUCUCACAGUAGCAGAUGCUCACUUUUUUUUUUUUUUCAGAUUUCCAUAUCAAAUUCUUUCUGCCACCAGGGUUAAAUAUAUGCCUUCACAACUCCACUGUUCCUGGCAAUCAUUUUUUUUUCUUUCUUUUUUGAGAGAGAGACUGGCAGCACUCCUCCCCAGCUUAUGAAGUUUCACCCCUACAGGAGGGGACCAGGAGCUGGAGCCCCAGUCUUUGAUGCUCACAUUUUUGUAUUAAGAAUAUGUUAACAGGCCAGCUGGUGGCAUACCCAGUAGAGCAGACACCUGCCCCACCAGAAAUCCUAGUGGCAAAAAAAAAAAAGAGAGAAAUGUUUUCACUUUAGUGAAAGAUGUACAGAGAAAGGGAAGCCAGAGCACUACUCAGCUCUGGCUUCUGGUGGUGCUAGGGAUUAAGCCUACAAUCUCAGAGCCUCAGGCAUGAAAAAUCUUUUGCAUAACAUUAUGCUGUCUCCCUAGGCCCGCUUUCUAAAAAAAAUAUAUGUCUGUAAUUGCAUCAGAAACUGAGACUGGAGGAUCCACUGAAAUCACCUAUUCAAAAAUAAUAAUAAAAUAAAAUAAGACUUACAUUCAGAAGCUCAUAGAAUUUGGCACUUUGGUCAUAAUGGUGAUGUUUUCUUUUUAUUCAAAUGAGCAAAUUCACUAAAUGACUAUUGUGAAAAAAUGUCUGAUUUCAUGAAGCUUUCCUGAAACUAGAUGCAUUGCCUGUUUUAGGUAUAUGCUACAACAUAAUUAUAACAAUAGUUCCUCAGUGUGAGAAAUGUUUAUAUGAGUUCAGAUUGGGUGGGGAGGGGGGAGUUUUGUUUGUAAACUUUUUAAUAGUACAAUAUUAAAUAUUAAUUUUUAUCUAAAAUGUAGAUAGAGUUAUUUUUAUAUGCAAGUGGGUAAAUUAUUACGUUACAAUUUAAGCCAAAAUUCAACUGUUGUUAUGUUUUAGUGUUUAGAAGAAAAACAUACCAUAUACAAGGACCUAAGUUCAAACCCCGGGUCCCUACCUAUAAGUCUACAGGUGUCCCUUUUUCUCCCUCACUAUCUUCCCUUCACCUUCUCUAUCUUCCCUUCCAUCUCAAUUUCUGUCUGUCCUACCAAAUUUUUUAAAAAGGGGAAAAAAACAUAUAUAAGAAAUGAUGGGUUCAUCAUGCAGGUACUGAGGCCCAGCAAUAACCCUGGUGGCAGUUUGGGGGGGGGGGAAUACUUCCCAUAUGUUUUGCUUACAAUAUGCAUAAUAAUUUAUUACCAUUAGCAAGUAACUACUUUUUGCCAAACCAGAUAGCUGCUUGCUUGAAUAAUAGUCUCAAACCCUGCAUGAUGGUUAUGCAAAAAGACUCUCAUUCCUGUGGCUCCAAAGUCCCAGGUUCAAUCUCCCACACCACCAUAAGCCAGAGCUGAGCAGUGCUCUGGUAAAAAGGAAAAAAAAAAAAAAAAGUACUUACUCAAACUAAAGAAGAGAAGCCUGCUGUAAAUGUAUGUGUGUGUGCGUGUGUGUGCACGUGUGUGCGUGUG
This is a messenger RNA of Erinaceus europaeus (western European hedgehog), 3834 nucleotides long. It is a transcript of the gene CFAP418, whose product is annotated as cilia and flagella associated protein 418. Gene Ontology annotation, cellular component: cytosol. The transcript is spliced from 6 exons. Bases 93 to 710 code for a protein of 205 amino acids. The record is from RefSeq and is a predicted model, not a curated record. Lineage: Eukaryota; Metazoa; Chordata; Mammalia; Eulipotyphla; Erinaceidae.